GGAGGAAGCGGCGCUCCCGCCGGCUGGAGAGCGGUGCUGGGACCCGCGCUGCCCUGAGCCCGCGGCUCCCGGGAGGCCGAGCGCGGCCGCGGCGGACAAAGGAGCAUGCCGGCGCUGAGGAGGGCCCGUCCUCCGGCCGCCAUGAGGCUCCGGGCGCCGCCGGGCCCGCGCCGCGUCCCCGCCAUCCCGGGCGCCGGGCCGGCCCGCUAGGCCAGCGCGCCGCCGCUCGGUCCGCAGGCCCCGGCCCGCAGCAUGGAGCCGCCCGGGCGCCGGCGGGGCCGCCCUCCGCCGCCCCUGCUGCUGCCGCUCGCGCUGCUCGCGCUGCUGGGAGGCGGCCGCGGCGCCGCGGCGCUGCCCCCGGGGUGCAAGCACGACGGGCGGCCCCGAGUGGCCGGCAGGGCGGCGGGUGCCGCCGAGGGCAAGGUGGUGUGCAGCAGCCUGGAGCUCGCGCAGGUCCUGCCCCCGGACACGCUGCCCAACCGCACGGUCACCCUGAUUCUGAGUAACAAUAAAAUAUCCGAGCUGAAGAACGGCUCCUUUUCUGGGCUAAGUCUCCUUGAGAGAUUGGAUCUCCGAAAUAAUCUUAUUAGUAGUAUAGAUCCUGGUGCCUUUUGGGGACUGUCAUCGCUAAAAAGAUUGGACCUGACAAAUAAUCGAAUAGGAUGUCUGAAUGCAGACAUAUUUCGUGGACUCACCAAUCUGGUGAGAUUAAACCUUUCCGGGAAUUUGUUUUCUUCAUUAUCUCAAGGGACUUUUGAUUAUCUUGGCUCAUUACGGUCUUUAGAAUUCCAGACUGAGUAUCUUCUGUGUGAUUGUAACAUACUCUGGAUGCACCGCUGGGUGAAGGAGAGGAACAUCACCGUGCGGGACACGCGGUGUGUGUACCCCAAGUCUCUGCAGGCCCAGCCGGUCACAGGCGUGAAGCAGGAGCUGUUGACAUGCGAUCCUCCCCUUGAAUUACCAUCUUUCUACAUGACUCCAUCUCAUCGCCAAGUUGUGUUUGAAGGGGACAGCCUUCCCUUCCAGUGCAUGGCUUCGUAUAUUGACCAGGACAUGCAGGUGCUAUGGUAUCAGGAUGGGCGAGUGGUUGAAACUGAUGAAUCGCAAGGUAUCUUUGUGGAGAAGAACAUGAUUCACAACUGCUCCUUGAUUGCAAGUGCCCUAACCAUUUCUAAUAUUCAGGCUGGAUCGACUGGAAAUUGGGGCUGUCACGUCCAGACCAAGCGCGGAAACAAUACGAGGACUGUGGACAUUGUCGUGUUAGAAAGCUCCGCGCAGUACUGUCCCCCUGAGAGGGUGGUCAACAAUAAAGGGGACUUCAGGUGGCCCCGGACGCUGGCAGGCAUCACUGCCUAUCUGCAGUGCACGCGGAACACCCACGGCAGCGGGAUCUAUCCCGGAAACCCGCAGGACGAGAGGAAGGCUUGGCGCAGAUGUGACCGAGGUGGCUUUUGGGCAGAUGAUGACUAUUCUCGCUGCCAAUAUGCAAACGAUGUCACUAGAGUUCUUUAUAUGUUUAAUCAGAUGCCUCUCAAUCUUACCAACGCUGUGGCCACAGCCAGACAAUUGCUGGCAUACACCGUGGAAGCAGCCAACUUUUCUGACAAGAUGGAUGUUAUAUUUGUGGCUGAAAUGAUAGAAAAAUUUGGAAGAUUUACCAAAGAGGAAAAAUCAAAAGAGCUGGGGGACGUGAUGGUGGACAUCGCGAGCAACAUCAUGCUGGCGGACGAGCGGGUCCUGUGGCUGGCGCAGCGGGAAGCGAAGGCCUGCAGUCGGAUGGUCCAGUGCCUGCAGCGGAUCGCUACGUACCGGCUGGCAAACGGAGCUCACGUCUAUUCUACCUAUUCACCCAAUAUUGCUCUGGAAGCUUAUGUAAUCAAGGCUACCGGCUUCACUGGGAUGACAUGUACCGUGUUCCAGAAAGUGGCAGCUUCUGACCGAACAGGCCUCUCUGACUACGGCAGGCGCGACCUGGAUGGGAACCUGGAUAAGCAGCUGAGCUUUAAGUGCAAUGUGUCAAAUACGUUUUCAAGUCUGGCGCUAAAGAAUACUAUUGUAGAAGCUUCUAUUCAGCUUCCGCCAUCCCUUUUCUCACCAAAGCAAAAAAGAGAAGUCAGACCCACCGAUGACUCUCUCUACAAGCUUCAGCUCAUCGCUUUCCGCAACGGAAAGCUGUUUCCAGCCACGGGGAAUUCGACACAUUUGGCCGAUGAUGGGAAGCGGCGGACAGUGGUCACCCCCGUGAUUCUCACCAAAAUAGAUGGCGUGAACGUCGCCAGCCACCGCGUCCCCGUUAAUGUGACGCUGCGUCGCAUCGCGCACGGAGCAGAUGCCGUGGCCGCGCAGUGGGAUUUCGACCUGCUGAACGGACAAGGCGGCUGGAGGUCCGACGGGUGCCGCAUCCUCCACUCGGAUGAAAAUAUCACCACCAUUCAGUGCGCCUCCCUCAGCAACUAUGCGGUUCUGAUGGAUUUGACGGGAUCUGACCUCUACACCCAGGCCGCCAGCCUCCUGCACCCCGUGGUGUACACCACGGCCGUCAUUCUUCUCAUGUGCCUCCUCGCGGUGAUGGUCAGCUACAUAUACCAUCACAGUGCGAUCAGAAUCAGCCUCAAGGGCUGGCACAUGCUCGUGAACCUGUGCUGCCACAUCUUCCUGACCUGUGUGGUCUUCGUGGGAGGAAUAACCCAGACCAGGAACGCCAGCGUUUGCCAAGCAGUUGGAAUACUCCUUCAUUAUUCCACCCUCGCCACGGUGCUCUGGGUGGGAGUGACGGCCCGAAACAUCUACAAACAAGUCACCCGAAAAGCCAAAAGAUGCCGGGACCCUGACGAGCUGCCACCGCCACCUCGACCCAUGCUCAGGUUUUACCUGAUCGGGGGCGGGAUCCCCAUCAUCGUCUGCGGCAUAACCGCGGCAGCAAACAUCAAGAAUUAUGGCAGCCGGCCAAAUGCGCCCUAUUGCUGGAUGGCGUGGGAACCCUCCUUGGGAGCCUUCUACGGGCCAGCCAGCUUCAUCGCGUUCGUAAACUGCAUGUACUUUCUAAGCAUAUUUAUUCAGUUGAAGAGACACCCAGAGCGCAGGUACGAGCUGAAGGAGCCCCCGGAGGAGCAGCAGAGGCUGGCGGCCAGUGAAAACGGCGAGGCGAACCCGCAGGACUCCCUGUCCCUGUCUCUGAUCUCCACGUCGGCGCUGGAAAACGAGCACACGUUCCAUUCGCAGCUCCUGGGGGCCAGCCUCGCCCUGCUCUUGUACGUCGCGCUGUGGCUGUGCGGGGCCUUGGCGGUGUCUUUGUAUUACCCUUUGGACUUGGUGUUUAGCUUCUUUUUCGGGGCCACGUGUUUAAGCCUCAGUGCGUUCCUCGUGGUGCACCACUGUGUCAACCGGGAGGACGUGCGACUGGCGUGGAUCAUGACCUGCUGCCCGGGACGGAGCUCGUACUCGGUGCAGGUCAACGUGCAGCCCCCCAAUGCCAGUGGCACCAACGGAGAGGCCCCAAAGUGCACCAACAGCAGCGCGGAGUCUUCCUGCACCAACAAGAGCGCGUCCAGCUUCAAAAACUCCUCCCAGGGCUGCAAACUGACGAACCUGCAGGCGGCGGCCGCGCAGUGCCGCACCAGCUCUCUGCCCCUGAGCGCCACGCCGCAGCUUGACAACAGUCUGACCGAACACUCGGUGGACAACGACAUCAAAAUGCACGUGGCACCUUUAGAAGUCCAGUUUCGAACAAACGUGCACCCCAGCCGCCACCACAAGAACAGAAGCAAAGGACACCGGGCCAGCCGCCUGACCGUCCUCAGAGAGUACGCCUACGAUGUGCCCACCAGCGUGGAGGGCAGCGUGCAGAACGGCGCGCCCAAGAGCCGGCCGCCCAAUGGCGACGGCCACUCGAGGAGUCGCAGGGCGUACCUGGCCUACAGGGAGAGACAGUACAACCCGCCCCAGCAAGACAGCAGCGACGCCUGCAGCACGCUCCCCAAGAGCAGCAGGAACGUGGAGAAGCCCGCGGCAGCCGGCGGCAAGAAGGAUGCGUUCAGGAAGCCGACUGCCGUUGAACUUGAAAGUCAGCAGAAGUCCUAUGGCCUCAACCUGGCCAUUCAGAACGGACCAGUCAAAAGCAGCGGGCAGGAUGGAGCCCUGCUGGGCACGGACAGCACUGGCAAUGUUAGGACUGGAUUAUGGAAACAUGAAACUACUGUGUAGCGGGGGUGGGCUUCCCGGGCAGACACCCGUCCAUCCUCUGACAGUCACAUUCCUUCAAGCGGUGAACGCGUGAAAGCAAACUGUUUACAGCCACCCAUGGAUUCAAACGAGUUUUGAAUAAACGUCAGCGUUUUGAAUUGUACUUAUUUUAUAUCCCCCACUCCGUUGUUGCUUUUUUUUUAUGAAUUAAAAAGAAAGAAAGGAAACCUCUCAAGCAUUGUUUUAGUUGUCAGAGUACCAGCAGGACGUUUUGGGAACCUGAAAUGUGAUUUCCUGAAAUCUGUAACAUCGACUUCACGUUUCAGAGUUGUAUUUAAUGCAAUAAAUAGGUGUUUGUCAUUGUGUC
Molecule: messenger RNA, 4549 nt
Organism: Molossus molossus (Pallas's mastiff bat)
Lineage: Eukaryota; Metazoa; Chordata; Mammalia; Chiroptera; Molossidae
Gene: ADGRA3
Product: adhesion G protein-coupled receptor A3
Exons: 19
Coding region: 253-4203 (1316 amino acids)
Biological process (GO): cell surface receptor signaling pathway; G protein-coupled receptor signaling pathway
Cellular component (GO): external side of plasma membrane; plasma membrane
Molecular function (GO): G protein-coupled receptor activity; protein binding
Source: RefSeq, a predicted model, not a curated record